Penicillium brevicompactum is the source of this 2487-nucleotide messenger RNA. RefSeq names its product class I SAM-dependent methyltransferase. Lineage: Eukaryota; Fungi; Ascomycota; Eurotiomycetes; Eurotiales; Aspergillaceae. The transcript has 4 exons. The coding region runs from base 1 to 2487 and encodes 828 amino acids. The record is from RefSeq and is a predicted model, not a curated record.
AUGGCUUUUCCUGGUGGUAACCUGUUGUCCCUUGAUCUAGAUCCUAAAACAUUCAUUGUUGGAUUCAGCCUGGUCGCAAUUACCAUCCUGAUUUCCGGGCUUUCUCGAGUCUUUUUGCUUUUCUUCUACGCAUGCUUUGUCAAGCCGCAUAGCGGAAAGGAUAAUGGCACGCAGCAGGAUGCCCUUGAAAGCUUCUAUAAGAAGCAAGCUGGGAUCUAUGAUAAGACCAGAGAAAUUCUUCUGCAAGGCAGGGAGGACAUGCUUGCACUUUCGGCAUCAGAGCUACUUGCCAGGGAGAAAAUGCGAAAGAAUAACACUAUUGGGAAACCAAUAUGGGUGGACGUUGGUGGCGGAACAGGAUGGAACAUCGAGGCGAUGAGCGCUUUUCUCGAUGUUCCUCGGUUCUUCUCAAGCGUUUAUCUGGUCGACCUCUCUCCAUCUCUCUGCGAAAUUGCCCAGCAACGAUUUCAGCGCCUCGGCUGGGACAACGUUAAAGUUGUGUGUGAGGAUGCGAGGAAGUUCACUAUUGAAAACUAUGAAGGUGGGAUUUCCAACCGGGGCAUCUCAACCUACUACCCAGUCUCGAACCAUGUUCCUCGCAGACAAAACGCACAUGGGAUUGCAGAUCUCAUAACGAUGUCUUACAGCUUGUCAAUGAUCCCUGAUUACUUUUCUGUCGUUGACUCACUCAAUUCACUUCUUUCUCCUGACGGUGUCAUGGGAGUGAUUGAUUUCUACGUUCAGUCCAAGACAGAAUUUUCUUUCAGGAACUAUACUGGUGGUAUCAUCGGACGCCACGUUGGCUGGUUCAUGAGAGCGUUUUGGCGUGCAUGGUUCGAUCUCGACCGCGUCAAUCUCGAGGCCAGCCGCCGGGACUAUCUUGAGUACAGAUUUGGUACUAUCAAAAGUGUCAGCGCGCGCAAUAAUUAUUUGGGUCGCAUUCCGUACUACGUUUGGGUUGGAUGCCGCAAAGACUCCGUGUCUUCGAAAUUUCUCCCCUACGAGGUUGUGGAAAAGAUCGAUGCGCUUGCUACGGAGUCACACUAUUCUGAUCCGGCUGAUCUAAACGAUUCCUCUGCUCGCACUGGAAAAUUCUAUGCGCAGAGUAAACAGUCCGGAGCCUCAAUCACUGCUAUCCAGAACCUUUCAAACAACCUACCUCUGCCGGCAUUUUUCUACCAAAACCACCACUGGCGCAUCUACUAUGACGAGUCUCUUCGGAAGCACACUCAGUUCAAGGAUGAUUAUAUCUACACCUUCACCUGGGAGGACUCCCAAGCGGAUGACCAACUGCUCAAGCUCACCUCCGAUGACGUCGUGCUAGCCAUCACUAGCGCUGGAGACAAUAUUCUCUCAUACGCACUGCGGAGCCCGGCCAAGAUCCACGCUGUCGACCUAAACCCGUCGCAGAACCAUCUCCUGGAGCUGAAAAUGGCCUCCUAUACUGCUUUGUCAUAUGAAGAUUUUUGGAUGCUCUUCGGUGAAGGCAAGCACCCCAAUUUUCGGAAUCUGCUGCUCACAAACCUAUCGCCACACCUGUCAAGUCGAGCAUUCCAAUUCUGGCUCGAUCGCUGUCACAUCUUCUCCACUUCCAGCAGAUAUGGUCUGUAUGAUACUGGGGGCUCUCGCCAUGGCAUACGAGCUUUCCGUUGGAUUUCGUAUCUCUUUGGCUUCCAUGGUGCGGUUCAAAAAUUCCUCAAAGCCAAGGCACUCGACGAACAGCGCCAUAUUUGGCAACAAAGGAUCAGGCCAGCUCUGCUUUCUAAUCUGGUCUGUAGGCUAAUUGUGAGCCAGGAGAGAUUUCUAUGGUCAGCUCUCGGUGUCCCUAAACAUCAGCUCACCAUGAUUGAAAAUGACUAUGUCGAGAGUCUACCCAGUGGUGGGCCCACCAAGGCUGACUGCAAAACUCGUUCGCGCGCCAUCUGGCGCUACAUGGUGAGCACCCUCGAUCCAGUGGUCGAGAAUACCCAGAUCAGCUUGAACAAUCCGUAUUAUCAUAUAUGCAUGGCCGGCACCUUCUCCCGCCAGUGCCAUCCGGAGUAUCUCUCACGUGAGGCACAUGCCAAUCUCUCACAGCCGGAUGCGCUAGAUGGCAUACAAAUUCACACGGAUGAGAUCGACGAAGUUCUAAGCCAUAUGGACUCCAACCGACUCACCGUUGCUGUGCUUAUGGACAGUAUGGACUGGUUUGACUCAAACGGUGUGGCCGCCGCAGCCCAGAUUACCAAACUGAACCGUACACUGAAGAUGGGUGGCCGUGUAUUACUGCGCUCUUCGGCACUGCGUCCCUGGUAUGUCGAUAUUUUCGAAGCCCAUGGAUUUUCUUGCAAGUGCACGGGCUCUCGGACAGAUGGGGCAUGUAUUGAUCGAGUCAAUAUGUAUGCAUCAUGCUGGCUCUGCACUAAGAUGGAGAAUCUACCCUUGUCGACGCCCGAGCCCGAGAUGACAUGCAUGGAUGUCUCUGAUAACAACUGUUUGUCUCCAUAG